Messenger RNA from Coregonus clupeaformis (lake whitefish), 2667 nucleotides. RefSeq names its product neuronal pentraxin-2-like. NCBI's taxonomy places the organism in Eukaryota, Metazoa, Chordata, Actinopteri, Salmoniformes, Salmonidae. Bases 279 to 1616 code for a protein of 445 amino acids. The transcript is spliced from 5 exons. The record is from RefSeq and is a predicted model, not a curated record.
CAAAGUGCGUAAAGCCAGGCAUACUUAGCGUUAACCCAGACUCUUAAGGUGGUUUUACCAUUUCCUAAGAGUUUAUUUACUUUUCAGAAUUUUCUUUCGUAUGGAAUGAGAACGUUUUAAAACAAAAUAUAUCGGUUAAUCCGAGAUUGACUAUGGUAUUCCGAGUAGAUUAUGGCUUUCUCGGUGUGCUUUACGCACCAUAUUUGAAAGGCUUAAUCAUCGGUUAGGGGCCAUCCCUUAUUUCACUAAAGCUUAACGACCAAAAUACUGCCGCGGGUAUGUUCUCUCUUUUGAGAUUGUUGUGUUUUUACGCACUGGGACUGGGCUAUGGGAAGCUUGUAGGCGGACAGGAUGACACCCCGGGCAAGGUAGACCGGCUCCUAUGCCGAGUCAUCCCCGUCGGCGCCGACAAGUGUUUGGUCCCAGUAAGUACCGAACCUAACGUAGCGGCUCAGGAGGAAGAGUUGAGGAACACAGUCAUGCAGCUCCGUGAAACGAUUCUCCAACAGAAAGAGACGAUAGUCAACCAACUUGGGACCAUAAACGAGCUGACCGCAAAGCUCUCCCUUUGCGAGUCAGCCUCCGAGGGAGGGAAGUAUGAUAGUGGUGGAUCUUGGAGUAAAGACAAAGAUAAUCAGAACACAAUGGGAGAUUUACCCAGAGAUCCCAAUGAUACAAUCGACAACCUUGGGAAGACCAUGCAGAGUCUGAAGGACCGACUAGAGAACCUAGAGCAACAGCAGCAGAGAGCCAACACGUCGGGAGCGUUGUUCCCCAGUGAGCUGAGAGACCUCCUGCAGAGCAGGCUGGGAGACCUGGAGAAACAGCUGCUCAGUAAGGUCAACAACCUGGAGGAAGAGAAGUCUCUGCUCUACAACGAGACUGCAGAUCACAGGCAAAAGACAGAGAGCACCCUCAACUCCCUGCUGACCAGGAUUAACGAGCUGGAGAAAGGUGAUGGUGGGUUCAAGUCCCCUGAGCAGUUUAAGUUGGUCCUCCCCCUGCGUACUAACUACUUGUAUGGCCGCAUGAUCAAGAGCCUUCCUGAGAUGUACGCCUUCACACUCUGCAUGUGGCUCCGGUCCAGCGCCGGCCCUGGCAUAGGCACCCCCUUCUCCUACGGAGUGCCAGGACAGGCCAAUGAGAUUGUACUCAUCGAGUGGGGCAACAAUCCCAUAGAGCUGCUCAUCAAUGACAAGGUGGCUCAGCUGCCUCUGUCGGUGCGUGACGGUAGGUGGCACCACAUCUGUAUCACCUGGACCACCAGGGAUGGUCUGUGGGAAGCCUACCAGGAUGGUCAGAGGCUGGGGGCAGGGGACAACCUGGCCCCAUGGCACCCCAUCAAGCCUGGAGGAGCCAUCAUACUGGGGCAAGAACAGGACAUGGUGGGCGGGCGCUUUGACGCCACGCAGGCCUUUGUGGGUGAACUGAGCCAGGUUAACAUCUGGGACAAGGUCCUGAAGCCAGCCGACAUCCUCACCAUGGCCAACUGUUCCUGCUACACCCCCGGGAACGUGGUGUCCUGGCUGGACAGUGAUGUGGAGGUGUUUGGAGGAGGAGCAGCCAAACAGCCUCUAGAACUAUGCCAGGACCGGCUGUCUGAGACUGAGUCUUAGGAUGGGUGUCUCAGUCUGUCUGUGACUUGUUGAGAUUCAUGUUCUUGAUCUUGACGCAUACUGUACAUGUUACGUGUAAUGCUUGUCAUGUUUUGUUUGGCUGUCUGUGUAAGUAAAGGCUUUGAUUUACCUAAUUCGAGAUGAUUCUACUACACCGAGACACAGUUAUACACACACACGUGUUGACACACACAUACAGACUUACACACCGGCAGACACAGACUUAAUGACACCGGAUUUGACAUGUGAAGCUGGCUAAGGCUUGCGUGUGGCGUGGGCGGUGUAAGGCACAGAUUAGCUGUCCCAGGACUCACAUACAGUAGCCUAAGGUCUCCUGGUCUCCUGUUGGAGGUCAUUAAAGCCUCUCCACCUUGACCGGAGACAGCCUGAGCAGAUAUCAAAUCAAACAUGGAAGCCAGGUUUUCAUGGUACAACUGACAGAUAUGUUGUAGAUUUAUACUAUCCUAUAGCAGAGAUGAUCAGUGACUAGCUUUGAUCUUUGCAUUAGUAUUGGUAAACAUUCCAUAGUUAUGUGUGGAAAUUGGUGUUCUUGUACUUGUGGCAUGUCUGUUGUCCUAUAAUGUUAAUAAGGUUUUAUUAUCCAUUAUUACCCAUACUGUUUUCAAUAUCCCAAGUCCACCUCAAUGCAUGCAGCAGUAUAUGUUGUUGUCUCACAAAACUAUUCCAGAAUUAUGGUCUUCUUGUUUGGGACACGUUGGUUUGUUUAGGCCUACAAUGUCUGUGCAGUGCAUAGUUCAGAACAAACAAAGAGGCAUUUAUAUGGGAGCAUUGUUACUGUUAAAUGUGUCCAUUUCAUUUGUUAAGCAGAUAAGAACAAUUUGUUAUGUAUGAUAUGAACAAUACGUUCAUGUGUACGAGGGUCUCUUUACAUGAAAACAAUGUUGGGUGUGUAAUGUUGUUAUUACAUUGCUUACUUUUUAUGUGGCCUUCUUUCAAGGAUUUUGUGCCAGAUGUGCUUUACGAACCUAACCUUUGCUUUGCCAAUGAAUAUUAACAAUAAUGUGAAAAUGUAAGGACAAAUAAAACACUA